This is a messenger RNA of Phalaenopsis equestris, 699 nucleotides long. RefSeq lists its product as uncharacterized. NCBI's taxonomy places the organism in Eukaryota, Viridiplantae, Streptophyta, Magnoliopsida, Asparagales, Orchidaceae. The coding region runs from base 1 to 699 and encodes 232 amino acids. The record is from RefSeq and is a predicted model, not a curated record. The transcript has 2 exons.
AUGGAGCGUUUCCAACAUUCAUCUGAAACCAUCAACCGAUAUUUCUCAGUCUGUUUGAACUCUCUUGUUAGUUUGGCCCAGAAGGUAGUGAAGCCCGAGGAUCCAACGUUCAAUUCAAUUCCUUUACAAAUUGCAAAUGACCCUCGGUACAUGUCAUUUUUUAAGUUCGCUACCAGAAACUUGAGACAUGGAUUUCCAUACCCACCUCCAGGUAAAUACUAUUUGGUUGAUGUUGCAUAUCCGUUACAAAGGGGAUAUCUGAAGCCCGAUCCAGAUACGAAGUACCACAUUCCUGAUUUUGAAAGAUCUAGUGGUGUCACACGAGGCAAAAAAGAAGUUUUUAACAAAAGACACUCUUCAUUGCACGGGGUAAUUGAAAGAGCGUUCGGACUGUGGAAAAAGAAGUGGGUCAUAUUACGGGAUAUGCCGUCCUACCCUUUUCCAAAACAAGUACAAAUAGUUGUUGGUACAAUGGCGCUACACAAUUUCAUCCGACGCCACCCUUCCAGAUCGGAUGCAGAGUUUGUCAUUUUAGAAGAUGAUUCAGUGCAAAUCCCACAUGAAGCAUUUGAAUAUCACUUGGGACGUCCGAUGCCUGAAAAGUUUGCUUCAGAAGAUGCAUGCACUCGAGAGGGUGAAGGUGCAUCAGAGAUGACAAGUUUACGAGAACAAAUAGCAGAAGAUAUUCUCCGGUCAUGA